AUGUUUCAGUGUCUAGUGCAGUACAAAAACCCCUUUUCAUUUUUUAGGGAAAAGAGAUAUGAUGCAAAGAAGCUGCCAAACACUUCAGUAAAAAGACAAAACUAUUCUCGCAGAAUAAAACAAGAGAUCUUCAAACCACCUUCAACAGAACAAAGAAACAAUGUGAAUGAAUAUCACAAGAGAGAUUUUCUUAAAGAGGGCCUAAAAAUUACAAACGCUGGUCUAACAGAAAAACAGUCUCCCAUGGAAAGGAUAAAGUUAGCAGAGCUAAGAAAAGCAGAUAAACAGGUUAUCCCAGCAGAAAAGAAGUCAACCGAGCUUAUCACAGAGGAAAAGAAGUCAGUCCAGCUUAUCACAGAGGAAAAGAAGUCAGUCCAGCUUAUCACAGAGGAAAAGAAGUCAGCCAAGCUUAUCACAGAGGAAAAGAAGUCAGCCAAGCUUAUCAAAGAGGAAAAGAAGUCAGCCGAGCUUAUCACAGAGAAAAAGUCAGCCAAGCUUAUCACAGAGGAAAAUUCUUCUGAGCUUAUCACUGAGGAAAAGUCAGCCAAGCUUAUCACAGAGGAAAAGUCAGCCAAGCUUAUCCCAGAGGGAAAGUCAGCCCAGCUUAUCACAGAGAAAAAGAAGUCAGCCAAGCUUAUCACAGAUGAAAAGAAAUCAGCCAAGCUUAUCACAGAUAAAGAGAAGUCAGCCGAGCUUAUCACAGAUGUAAAGAAGUCAGCUGAGCUUAUCAUAGAGGAAAAGAAGUCAGCCCAGGUUAUCACAAUAGAAAAGAAGUCAAAGAAGUCAGCCAGAGAGGAAAAGAAGUCAGCUUAUCACAGAGGAAAAAAAGUCAAGUCAUCACAGAAGAAAAGAAAGGAAAAGUUAGCCGAGCUUAUCAGAGAGGUAAAGAAGUCAGCCGAUCUUAUCACUGAGGAAAAGUCAACCCAGCUUACCCCAGAGGAAAAGUCAGCCGAGCUUAUCACAGAGGAAAAGAAGUCAGCCAAGCUUAUCACAGAGGAAAAGUCAGCCCAGGUUAUCACAGAGGAAAAGUCAGCCGAGCUUAUCAUAGAGGAAAAGAAGUCAGCCGAGCUUAUCACAGAGGAAAAAUCAGCCCAGCUUAUCACAGAGGAAAAGUCAGCACAGCUUAUCACAGAGGAAAAGUCAGCCCAGCUUAUCACAGAUAAAAAGAAGUCAGCCCAGCUUAUCACAGAUGAAAAGAAGUCAGCCAAGCUUAUCACAGAUGAAAAGAAGUCAGCCCGGCUUAUCACAGAGGAAAAGAAGUCAGCCCAGCUUUUUAAAAAGAAAUUGAAGUCAGCCCAGCUUAUCACUGAGAAAAAGUCAGCCCAGCUUAUCACAGAGGAAAAGUCAGCCAAGCUUAUCCCAGAGGAAAAGUCAGCCGAGCUUAUCCCAGAGAAAAAGUCAGCCCAGCUUAUGUUAGAGGAAAAGUCAGCCCAGCAUAUCACAGAGGAAAAGUCAGCCCAGCUUAUCACAGAGGAAAAAAAGUCAGCCGAGCUUAUCACAGAAGAGAAGUCAGCCGAGCUUAUCUAA
Messenger RNA from Saccostrea cuccullata (small rock oyster), 1527 nucleotides. Its product is annotated as caldesmon-like. Lineage: Eukaryota; Metazoa; Mollusca; Bivalvia; Ostreida; Ostreidae. Bases 1 to 1527 code for a protein of 508 amino acids. The transcript is spliced from 3 exons. The record is from RefSeq and is a predicted model, not a curated record.